AUGCAGCGAGUGACCCCAAACCAGGACCAGUCAUCUUCUGCCUGGAAAGAUACCCACGACGAUGAACUCUUGUCCUUACAGGAGCGGAUCAACGCCUUGGAAAUUCAAGGAUCCUCUUUGCACCAAACACUGCAAGAAAAGUACAGAGAGAAAGUCAAGCUCUGCGAUCAACUUCUCAAGCCUUCUUUCAUGCGGCGUACUCGAAGUCUCCUGGGUUUUAGAAGCCAGCACCCAUCCAUUCAUAACCAACUCAAAGCACUCGCUACAGAUACUGAAGAGAGGGGGAAUACUCUUCACAGCUUGAUUCAGGACCUUGACUCUGCUCGAGCUGUCCUCGAAUCGCACAAUGCUCGCAGAGAACAAGAAAGAACCGACGAAUUAUCCGGGGCCAACCAGCGCUCGAUCUCGAAUCUGAAGAUACCAACGGAGUUGUGGGCGGAGAUAUUCUUUUUCUGCCUACCAGCCGACGACUUCAUCCUCCCACGUUCCGGCGACGCACCCCUCCUACUUUGCCAGAUUUGCAAAACAUGGCGAGAAAUAGCACUGAAUACGCCCCGCCUCUGGGCGUCACUAUCGAUUCGUCGGCCAAUGUGGAAGACGUACAUCAAAACCUGGAUGGAUAGAUCAGGAGAAGUGCCACUCUCGCUCGAGAUAUCCAUUAUUCAUUUUAUGGAACCAACGUUCAACUCCACUGUUAGCCGUCUUAUCCUCUCGACGAAAGAUCGGUGGUACCGCCUCCGCCUCGACCUCAGCGAACGUCUUAUGCCGGCCAUCAUCAACCACCGCUUCCCAAUCCUCCAUACAUCCAAUUCGGCCCCAUGUGCUCAGUGUCGAGCAUCACACUCGAUUCCACCCGUUUCCCUCGCCUUCGCGACGUACAUCUCGUCUCAGAUGGCGUACAAGCAGAAGACGUCGCUUUUCCGUGGAACAAGCUGA
Cyclocybe aegerita is the source of this 936-nucleotide messenger RNA. The record is from the annotation of a GenBank genome assembly. NCBI's taxonomy places the organism in Eukaryota, Fungi, Basidiomycota, Agaricomycetes, Agaricales, Hemipholiotaceae.